UUUNGGUUUCUACGCGGAGGAGGAGGACGACGACGACGACGACCACACCGUUGUUUUUUGUUGUUUGGUUGUAGUUUCUCGGCUUCUUUGUCUGCUUCUGUUCUUCUUCUUCUUCUUCUUUUGCUGCUGCUGCUGCUUGUUUUGGUGUUUUUUGGUUGUAUGGUUCGUCCCUUUCCGCGAUUCUUCGAGGUUGUUUGAUUCUUUCUUAUGCCAUGGAACAACUUGUUGAUGCCAAGGAUUUGAAGGGCUCGACGGAGAAUUCCUCUGCUAAUUCACUCUUUGAUGCUUCACGAUAUGAAUUUUUUGGUCAAAAUGUCGUGGGAGAAGUGGAGCUGGGAGGUUUAGAAGAAGACGAAGAUGUUCCUUUAUUUGGGUCUACAGAUGAAGAGUAUCGUUUGUUUGUUCAGGAAGAGGGUACAGGGUUGGGAUCUUUAUCGGAAAUGGAUGAUUUGGCAAACACUUUUGCAAAGCUGAACAAAGUUGUUACUGGACCAAGACACCCUGGAGUUAUUGGAGACCGAGGAUCUGGUUCUUUUUCUCGGGAAAGUUCGUCUGCAACUGAUUGGGCACAAGAUGGAGAGUUUUGUAAUUGGAUAGAGCAGCAUGUAUUUGAUUCAGAAUGUGCUCAGGAGGAGAAGAGAUGGUCAUCUCAACCUCAAUCUUCUAUUCGUCUUCCUGAACCAAAACCUUUGUAUAGAACGUCCUCUUAUCCUCAGCAGCAGCCUACACAACAUCACUUUUCUAGUGAACCAAUUUUAGUACCAAAAUCUUCUUUCACAUCAUUCCCUCCUCCAGGAAGUAGGUCUCAACAUGGUUCACCUCGUCACCUAAAUGUUUCAUCCCUUCCUGAUGGAAAUCAGUUACCCUUCUCUGCACCAAACAUCGCCUCUUUAUCCAAGUCUAAUAUGCAGUUAGCUGGGAUGCCGCAUGGCUUGCAUUAUGGAGGCAACAUGCACCAGUUCACCACUCCCGGCCUUUCUUUUAGUAGCAGGCCACAAAAUCAGUGGAUUAACAACGCUGGUCUAUUACAUGGGGAUCACUCAAAUCUCUUGAACAGUAUAUUGCAACAGCAACUAUCUCAUCAAAAUGGCAUCCUAUCCUCUCAGUUAUUGUCAGCUCAUCAGCAGCUGCAACAGCACAGGCUACAUCAUCCAGUACAACCAUCUUUGGCGCAUUUUGCAGCUCUUCAGUCUCAGCUCUAUAAUGCCCAUUCACCAUCUUCCCAUAGAGCAAUCCUUGGAUUGACUGAUGUGAGAGAUCAGAAACCUAAAUCACAGAGAGGGAAACAUAACAUGCGUUCUUCUCAGCAAGGUUCUGAAACUGGUAGUCAAAAGAGUGAUAGUGGAUCCUUCCAGUUCAGAUCUAAGCAUAUGACAGCUGAUGAGAUAGAAAGUAUUCUGAAGAUGCAGCAUGCUGCCACCCACAGCAAUGAUCCUUACAUAGAUGACUAUUAUCACCAGGCUCGUGUUGCCAAAAAAGCUGCUGGGUCAAGAUCAAAGAAUGCAUUUUGUCCCUCCCGACUAAGAGAGCUUCCAUCUCGAUCUCGUAGUGGUUCAGAUCAGCAUUCUCAUUCCACACCUGAUUCAUUGGGAAAAAUACCUUUAGCUUCCAUUCGUAGACCUCGCCCUCUUCUUGAAGUUGAUCCUCCAUCCUCAGGUUUGUGUGACGGUAGCUCUGAACAGACGAUAUCCGAAAGGCCUCUUGAGCAAGAACCAAUGCUUGCUGCUAGAAUCACCAUUGAAGAUGGUCUCUGUCUUCUUCUUGAUAUAGAUGAUAUUGAUCGGCUUUUACAACAUAAUAAACCACAAGAUGGAGGAGUCCAGCUCAGACGAAGGCGACAGAUGCUGCUGGAAGGUAUGGCAGCGUCACUUCAGCUUGUUGACCCCCUUGGAAAAAGUAGCCAUGGUGUUGGCCCGUCUCCAAAGGAUGACAUUGUGUUCCUGCGUUUGGCCUCUCUUCCCAAAGGUCGAAAGCUUCUUACUAAAUUCCUCAAGCUGAUUUUCCCUGGUAGCGAGCUUGCACGAAUUGUCUGUAUGGCUAUUUUUCGUCACUUGAGGUUCUUGUUUGGUGGACUUCCAUCUGAUCCUGGAGCAGCUGAGACAACAUCUAAUCUCUCAAAGACUGUUUCUGCCUGUGUUAACGGUAUGGACCUUCGUGCAUUAAGUGCUUGUCUUGUUGCUGUUGUCUGCUCAUCAGAGCAGCCACCACUACGCCCCCUUGGAAGUUCUGCUGGAGAUGGAGCCUCUAUUGUUCUGAAGUCCAUUCUUGAAAGGGCUACAGAAUUAUUAACUGAUCCUCAUGUUGCUAGUAACUGUAGCAUGCCUAAUCGAGCGCUAUGGCAGGCAUCCUUUGAUGAAUUCUUCAAUCUUCUUACCAAGUACUGUGUGAGUAAAUACGAGACUAUAGUGCAGUCAUUGUUUUCGCAGACACCAUCGACCACUGAUGUUAUAGGGUCAGAGGCAGCCAGAGCCAUCAGUCGCGAAAUGCCUGUGGAGCUUCUUAGGGCUAGCCUUCCCCACACCAAUGAGCCACAAAGGAAGCUUUUAAUGGAUUUUGCCCAGCGUUCCAUGCCAGUUUCAGAAUUCAGUGCCCAUGGUGGAAGUAGUGGACAAAUGAAUUCAGAAUCAGUUAGGGGUUAGGAAGGAAAAACACGAUGAAGUUCCAGGUAAAUGAUGUUACCAUUGAGAUGGUUAUAUUCUGCAUCGCUCGCUUCCUUCAAGUGGUGAACAUUCUCGGUGUUGGAUGAGGCAGGUCGCGAUGAUCGGUAAGUGGUGGGGAUACAUCUCCAGGAGCCAGCUUGAGGGGCUUCUACUUUAUCCAUUUCAGCGUUUUUCUUUUAAUAUAUUAAAAAAAACGUUCAUAAAAAAAUGCUUACUCUGUUUAAUAAUAGUCAUAUGCAUAAAUGUGUAUUAUCAAAAUUCUUAAUGGGGUUGUGACGGGAGCUUUAUUUUGGUGCUCUGUCUUUAACUUGAGGCUGAAAAGUGGAGAAAACCGCUUGUAGAGGGCAGUAGAAAAAUUCUAAAACUUUCAGGAGUCCUCUUUUCCAGACAUUUUUUAUUUGGAAGGUGUAUGUUUGUUCAAACUUUCUCAAGGCCAUUCUCUCAGUGGUCUCUCUCAACUGGAUUAGAAAUGUAUGAUGCCUCCUUACUUGGUGACUAAAUUUUAGCAUUCCCAAUCUCUACUUUAUUAAUGGACUGGUCUUUAGGAA
Messenger RNA from Cucurbita pepo subsp. pepo (vegetable marrow), 3208 nucleotides. Its product is annotated as protein PAT1 homolog 1. Gene Ontology annotation, cellular component: P-body. NCBI's taxonomy places the organism in Eukaryota, Viridiplantae, Streptophyta, Magnoliopsida, Cucurbitales, Cucurbitaceae. Gene Ontology annotation, biological process: deadenylation-dependent decapping of nuclear-transcribed mRNA; P-body assembly. The record is from RefSeq and is a predicted model, not a curated record. Gene Ontology annotation, molecular function: RNA binding.